Myripristis murdjan (pinecone soldierfish) is the source of this 520-nucleotide messenger RNA. RefSeq names its product ribosomal protein L35 (gene rpl35). Lineage: Eukaryota; Metazoa; Chordata; Actinopteri; Holocentriformes; Holocentridae. Gene Ontology annotation, biological process: maturation of LSU-rRNA from tricistronic rRNA transcript (SSU-rRNA, 5.8S rRNA, LSU-rRNA); translation. The transcript is spliced from 4 exons. Gene Ontology annotation, molecular function: structural constituent of ribosome; mRNA binding. Gene Ontology annotation, cellular component: ribosome; cytosolic large ribosomal subunit. The record is from RefSeq and is a predicted model, not a curated record. The coding region runs from base 108 to 479 and encodes 123 amino acids.
UUUAUUACGAAGGGCUUUGAAACAAUAGAAGAAGAAAUUCUCCGGAAGCUACUUUUUUGUGAGCACGCGGUACGUCCGGCCUUUCCAACUGGGCAGCGAGAGGAAACAUGGCCAAGAUCAAGGCAAGAGAUCUCCGGGGCAAGAAGAAAGAGGAGCUGCUCAAGCAGCUGGACGACUUGAAGAACGAGCUGUCCCAGCUGCGUGUGGCCAAAGUCACCGGCGGAGCUGCCUCCAAGCUCUCCAAAAUCUGUGUUGUUCGCAAGUCCAUCGCCCGAGUGCUGACUGUCAUCAACCAGACACAGAAAGAGAACCUGAGGAAGUUCUACAAGGGUAAGAAGUACAAGCCCCUGGAUCUGAGACCCAAGAAGACCAGAGCUCUCCGCCGCCGGCUGAACAAGCAUGAAGAGAGUCUCCGCACCAAGAAACAGCAGAGGAAAGACCUCCUCUACUCCAUCCGCAAAUUUGCAGUCAAGGCUUAAAAUGCUUUUCUAAUGACAAAAUAAAACCCCAGUAAAAGCCU